Phaedon cochleariae (mustard beetle) is the source of this 2123-nucleotide messenger RNA. The record is from the annotation of a GenBank genome assembly. Lineage: Eukaryota; Metazoa; Arthropoda; Insecta; Coleoptera; Chrysomelidae.
GCAUUUUUGAUAAUAAUUAUUGUGAUUGUGAGAUUGUGAAGUUGUUAAAAAUGUUAAAAACUUGGUAGAAUGAAAUAUUGAAACAAAACGUAGUAAUGCAAAAGGAAUCAUACAAGUCAAACAACAAACAUGGUAGAAGCUUCAAGCUCAAGUAGCUCUUUGGAAGAAAGCGAAAAUGAAAUAAGUAAAAUGAACAAGCAUAAAUCAGAAAUGAUAAACUCAAUUCUGUUACAAAAUGCCAACCAGAAGUAUAAUCAGAUAUUGAAUACGAUGGGAUUACCCAACAGGAAUCCAAUCAUUGUCAAGAAAGUUCAAAAUCAGUCUCAUAUGUCAAGAAAUAAGGAUAACACUAGAAUGAAGCUCCAGAGAAAAAGACAGGAAAAAGUUUCAAGUAGUGAAGAAUCAUCAGAGGAGGACGCCACUGUAAAUGUUAAAAAAGAAAUAAAUCAAUUUUCUGAUGAGAAUGAAUCAAUAAAAGGAUUAUCUGGAAGUAAAAUUGAGGAAGAAAGUGCAACAAAUUCUGAUUCUGAUAGUAGUAGUGCUAAUGAUUCAAUUGAGGAAGAAAUCAGUGGUACUGUGGGCAAAGUAGUAGCCUCUGACAUCCAGCACAAAAAAAAUAGUAAGGAGAAGAAACUGAAGAAAGUACAGCCAAGACAAUCUAUUUCUCAGGAUGAUGUCUCUGAGGAUGAUGAUGAACUCAUUGAAUCAAUUGAGGGAAAGAUUCUAGACCAAAAUCGUUCCAGCAUUGGUUUUGAUACAUCUGCAAAUGGAAGACUAAAUAUUAUACAAGAUGUUCAAGUUAGUCCAGCAAAGGCUAGGAGUCCCAAAGAGCAAUUCAAGAAGCUGUAUCCAAAUAUUGAACAGUUGCUAGUGGAAUUGCCAACAAAAUUUUUGGAUAAAUAUGAUUAUCAUCUAUUUAGAAUACCAAAAAAUAUAGAUCCCCAGCCAAUGCUGAAUAUGGAAAUAAACAUUCAUGAAGAGAACAAAAUAGUUUGUGGAGACAAAAAAUUCAUCAUAAAACCUACUGCAAAAAUUCCCAGUCCUGGACUUAUAGUCCCUGAAAAUAAAAUAUUGAAAUUCAAGAGCAACAUAGUAAUGGAAAAGUAUGUAAAAUCAAAGAAGCAUCCCAAGCUGAAAAGUGUUGAAAAACAACCUGUUUCCUUACCAAAUGAUUUGAAAAACCGUCACCCAUUAUUUGGUUCGAAUUUUGAAGAUAAAAUUGAGCUAGAUGAAGACAUUAAGAGAAAGUUGGAUGAUGCUAUUUCCAGCUCAUUGAGAAGAGAAAAGAAAUCCAAGAAAAAAAAGAAUAAAGUGAAAGAUCAGAUCCACAAUGAAGAAGUAAUUUUCAACUUGUUAAACAGUGUAGGUACUUCUUCCAAAGGGAAGAAGAAUAUCAAGAGUGAACCAUCAGAUGAUGGUGCCAUUGUAAGCCAAGAUAGCAUAUCACCUAUAAAGAAGAGCAGAAAGACUAAACAAAGCAUUAUAGAUGAAACUUUGAUGAUUAUGAAAUCUGAGUUGUUAACUGAAUAUGAAACUGACACUGGGAAUAUAUCUCCCAAGAAGAAAAAACAUAAGAAGAAUAAAAACAUGGAUAGUUCCAUUUUAGAAACGCCCAAUAUUAAGCAAGACAUUUCUGAAGAUAUCUGGUCUACAGGGCUAUCCAAGAAAGAAAAAAGACGAAUGUCAGUUGCCAAUAGUACUUUGAUGAUGGAUAUUUCAAGGCAACCUAAAUUUGAUCCCCAUAUAGGUGACAUUUCAACAAUUGAUAUGAAGGAAAGUACUAAAAAACACAAACGAAAAUUGAAUGGAGAAGAGGGAGAGUACAGAAGAAAUAAACACAAAAAAGAAUAGUUUUUGAUGCAGGAUUCAAUGUUAUACUUAUAUGAUUUUUAUUUUUUUGACAAUUAGAAUAAUUAUAAUUGUAACAGCAAAGCAAAACUUUAACUCUAUUCUGUAGUUCCAAUUAUUAUUAUUCUAUUGUUCUCUUGAUUGUCCUAUUUUUUUAAAUAUUUUGGAUGUGUUAUGUUUCUCGGAAUAUAUGUUAUUUGAUACAAAAUUACCUCUGAAAUGACCAUUUAUAGGAUAUAAUGUGAGAUAUUCAAGAUUAAAUUUUUAACAUUUUG